AAAAAUCAACGAUAAACAAACAGACAAAAACAACAACCAGUAAUAUUCUUGUAUUAUUUGGCAAGCCACACAUCAUCACUACUAACUAAUCCGCAAAAUACAUCGUCACCAAAUCAUCAUCAACUUACCAAUAGUAAAAUGGAACAAGCUGUACAACAACUUAUUGAAAAGUCUAACGGAAAGGAACACUUUGCUCAACAAAUGCAAGACUUUUUAAUCUUGUUCAAUAGAUUUGUCAAUGAAAAGGAUCAAUCACAAAUCGAUUGGGAAAAGAUUAGAACACCUUCUGAGGAAGACGUCAAACCAUACGAUUCACUCGCUGACGACACUUCCGAUGAAGCAAUUCAAUCACUUUUAUCUAAAUUAAUUGUUAUUAAAUUAAAUGGUGGUUUGGGAACUACCAUGGGUUGCACUGGUCCAAAAUCAGUCAUUCAAGUCCGAGAGGAAGAUACUUUCCUCGAUCUCACUAUCAAACAAAUUCAAUUUUUGAACAGCAAAUACAACGUUGACGUUCCUUUGGUUUUAAUGAAUUCAUUCAAUACUUCAGAAGAUUCAAAGAAGAUUAUCACUGCCCCAAAGUAUGCCAAUGUUAAAGUUAGAAUUGAAUGUUUCGAACAAAAUCAAUUUCCAAGAAUUAUCAAGGAAUCACUACUUCCAUUACCAUCUGAUAUUCCAAGUGAUUCCAAUAAGGAAGCUUGGUAUCCACCAGGUCACGGUGACUUUUAUAGCUCAUUCUUCCAAUCACCAUUAUAUAAUCAAUUCAAACAAGAAGGAAAAGAAUAUAUUUUCCUUUCUAAUAUUGACAAUUUAGGUGCUACAGUUGAUCUUAGAGUUUUGAAGUAUCUCACUGAAAAUCAAGUCGAUUUUUGUAUGGAGGUCACUAAGAAAACUAUGGCUGACGUUAAAGGAGGUACUUUGAUCAAUUAUGAUGGAAAGGCUGUUAAAUUAUUAGAACUUGCUCAAGUUCCAAAACACCACGUUAAAGAUUUUGAAUCAAUCGAAAAGUUCAAGAUUUUCAAUACCAACAAUUUAUGGAUUCGUCUUCCAUCCAUUGAAACUCAAUUGGAAGAAUUAAAGAGAAAGGUUGAAAUUAUUAAUAACGAGAAGGAAGUGGAUGGUGUCAAGAUUAUUCAAUUGGAAACAGCUGCUGGUGCUGCUAUUCAAGUUUUCAAUAAGUCACUCGGUAUUGAAGUCCCUAGAUCUCGUUUCUUACCUGUUAAGAAAUGUUCUGAUCUCAUGUUAGUCCAAUCUAAUUUAUAUAAUCUCUCUGAGGGUUAUUGCUUGGAAAAGUCUAGCACUGAAGAAGCUCCAAUUAUUAAUCUUGAUGAUAGUUAUUAUAAGAAGGUUGGAGACUAUCUUUCAAACUUUAGCAAUGGUGUACCAGAUAUUAAGGAACUUACUGAACUCGAUGUCCGUGGUCAUGUUGUUUUUGGAAAGAACGUUGUUCUCAAAGGAAAGGUUACACUGAUAGCAAAGAGCAAGUCUAUUAUUGCUGAUAAUACUGUUUUGGAAAAUACCACUUUACAACUUGAACCAGUCUCUAAAAUCAACAGCAACAAUAAUCAAUAAUGAAAUAAUAUGAGUAAUUGAAAGAUGGCUAGCUCCAGAAACUGAUUUUCCAUUAUUUACAUUAGUAUAAUUUCCACUACAAACGUAAUUGGGAGUAUAAAUCAAUUCAGUUGACUGUCCAUUACAGGAAUCUGUUGCAGUGGUCCAAUCUCUAACAAUCUUUCCAGUUCUUCUCACCAUUUCGAAUGCAGUUGAUGGAACUUUUUUCAAUUGAUUCAAAUCAUCACUAUCCCACUUAUCAUUUGGUUCUCCACUAAUGAAAUAACUUGAACCUUGAUCCGCAAAAAUCAUUCCAUACUUUUUCAAUGCCUUCAAAAUAACCAAUGAUUGACCAGUAUAUGAAGAUAAAUCAAAUGAAGCUUUCAAUCUGAAUCUAGCUCCAUACGGAAGAUAGGAGGCAUCCUUUGGAACCAUAAUGUUUUGCUGGAGGAAUGUAAGCUCUUUGAGCAGUUGGAAGUGUGAAGCGAACUGCAUGAGUGAUAUUACCAGCAGCAACUUCUGAAUAUUUCAUCAAACCAGGGAAAAUUGGUAAACCAGCAGCAUCUGCUGAGGUAACUGAUAAUUCAUUUGGAUAACGAAACAUACUGGCAUUUCUUUGAUUUAAAUCAAAUUUUGCAUUUGAUCCACAUGUCCAAGAAUCACUUCCUGCAACAGAUCCAAACAUUUCAUAAAGAAUACAAUUAUCUGUGUCCAAAA
This is a messenger RNA of Naegleria gruberi, 2265 nucleotides long. Its product is annotated as UDP-glucose pyrophosphorylase 2-like protein. Gene Ontology annotation, biological process: UDP-alpha-D-glucose metabolic process; glycogen metabolic process. Gene Ontology annotation, cellular component: cytoplasm. The coding region runs from base 139 to 1569 and encodes 476 amino acids. Gene Ontology annotation, molecular function: UTP:glucose-1-phosphate uridylyltransferase activity. NCBI's taxonomy places the organism in Eukaryota, Heterolobosea, Eutetramitea, Acrasida, Naegleriidae. The transcript is spliced from 3 exons. The record is from RefSeq and is a predicted model, not a curated record.